AUGGAGAACCGUGUAGAACAAUAUUACAGAGAAUCACCUUCUGUGCAACGUAUAAAGAAGAGAGUAAGGUUUACAAAUAUUCCGUUAGAUGUUUCUGAUUUUGUCAUUGAAGAUAUGAUUAAAGAAUUUCCUCAACCCAUUUAUUCCAAAUUUUAUGAUACGAAAGAUUCGAGAAUAUUUAUAGUCGAAUUUGGGGAUCCCACCGUUAUGGAUAAAGUCAUUGAAAAAUAUAAUGCGACUGAAUUGAAUGGUAGCACAAUUACUGUGGAAAUGUACGAGCAAUUACCUUUAAAGGGAAGAAAACAACGUUCCAAUAAUCGUGAAAAGAACCCAAGAAGCAAACGAAAUGGUGAUAGAUUUUCUGGAAACCGUGGGAGUCGUGGCAGCCAUUAUAAAUCCCAUUAUAGUUCAAGUUCUCAAGAUGAUCAACGUUCCUUUACUGAAAAGAAGACAGUUGAAGAUUUAGAUGCUGAAUUAGAUGCAUACAUGAAUAGCUGA
Molecule: messenger RNA, 498 nt
Organism: Naumovozyma castellii
Lineage: Eukaryota; Fungi; Ascomycota; Saccharomycetes; Saccharomycetales; Saccharomycetaceae
Gene: YRA2
Product: Yra2p
Exons: 1
Coding region: 1-498 (165 amino acids)
Source: RefSeq, a predicted model, not a curated record